Molecule: messenger RNA, 663 nt
Organism: Trichomonas vaginalis G3
Lineage: Eukaryota; Parabasalia; Trichomonadida; Trichomonadidae
Product: secreted protein-related family
Exons: 1
Coding region: 1-663 (220 amino acids)
Source: RefSeq, a predicted model, not a curated record
AUGAUUGUAUACAUUUUCUACAAUAUUAAAUAUGCACUUCUGAUAGGAGGAGGCAGAGAUUACAUUGUUAGAAAUAAUGUGUUUAUUAAAAAUACUAAUGCAGUCAGAACUGAUUCGAGAUGUGCUAAUGGAAAGAACCCUUUGAUGAUGAAGAAUCAUUUAACAUUAUCAGAACGAUAUUAUAAAAUCAAUGGAAAUCCAAAUGUCACAGGAUAUUUACCUCCAUAUUCAGAUAGAUACGAGAAUAUCUCGAAGAUUGAUGAUUACUAUAAGCGAAGGACCGUCGAAUAUCCAUUGAUUCCUCCUUCAGUUAUUUAUUCAUAUAAUGCUUUUUAUAAUAACACAAGGAAAUUCCUCAAUCCAUCAAAUAUGAAUGAAGUUUACUUCGACAAUAACAUUGAUGCCGAUGAAUCUGAUUUUGCCGAUUUUGCUAAUGGAGAUUACUCCAUCAAGAAAGGGUCAAGACUUAACAAACUUGGUUUUGAACCAAUUGACAUGAACAAAAUCGGACUAAUCAAGGAAAGUGGAAAAGGAAAAAUUGUUGCAAUUUCCAUUGUUGCUGCUUUAUUUAUUAUUGCAGUAAUUGCCAUAAUAGUAGGAAUUAUUGUUUCCAAAUGCAAAAGCGAUGAGCACUCAACUGUGACCAAAUCAGUUGAUGCUUAG